UUUAAGCCAAUCAGCGCUGAGUCCUGAGUGCAGCGCUCCAGAAUGACAGACAGACUCUCACGCUGGGGCCCGGGGCGGAUAUAUAAAGCAAAGGCAGCAGGAAUGGCGUUCAAAAAUGUUCUCCGCUGAUUGUUAAACAACUUUCGUCUAAGGUGGAAAUUAAUCUCUAUUGCACUCUUGCCUGUGCAUUCAGCGGACCCUCAGACAUGUCCGUUACAUAUCAGCUGUUCAGGGGAUUACCCCGAACCAAGGUCUUCCUUCCCGCCUCGGCCCUGUUACCAUGCCAGCAGCCCCAGAGCCACCAGGCACCUGCCUCUCACAGACCUGCCUCAGGUCGACAGCACAGAAGAAGUUACCAGAUGUCCUCCGUCCUCCGCAGCUACAUCCUCACACCCCCGCAGGUCAAUUCUAUUCUCAAAGCCAACGAGUACAGCUUCAAGGUGCCAGAGUUUGAUGGGAAGAAUGUGUCGUCAGUGAUGGGUUUUGAGAGUAACCAGCUGCCAGCCAACGCCCCCAUAGAAGAUCGUCGCAGUGCAGCCACCUGUCUGCAGACCAGAGGGAUGUUACUGAGUGUGUUUGAUGGCCAUGCUGGCUGUGCCUGCGCUCAGGCUCUGGGUGAGAGGUUGUUUUACUACAUUGCUGUGUCUUUGCUGCCACACAACACACUGUGUGAACUGGAGGCAGCAGUGGAGUCCGGCAGGGCCCUCAGUCCCAUCCUGCAGUGGCACAAACAUCCCAACGACUACUUCAGCAGGGAGGCUCAGAUGCUCUACUUCAGGAGCUUGCGGACAUAUUGGCAGGAGUUAAUUGAUCUCACCAGCCCAGGAGAGGUCCCGGACACCCGUGAAGCUUUACUGAGUGCCUUCAAGAGACUGGACAAUGACAUUUCUCUGGAGGCUCAGGUUGGAGAUCCAAAUGCUUUCCUCCACUACUGGGUUCUAAGAGUGGCCUUUUCUGGAGCGACAGCAUGUGUGGCCCACAUCGAUGGAUCAGACUUGUUUAUAGCCAAUGCAGGUGAUGCUCGGGCGGUUUUGGGCGUGCAGGAGGAGGAUGGCUCGUUCACUGCUCACACACUCUCCAAUGACCACAAUGCCCAGAACGAAGAUGAGGUGUCACGGAUACGGGGAGAGCACCCUCCAUCAGAGAGGAAGACAGUGAUACGACAGGACCGGCUGCUCGGCCUCCUCAUGCCUUUCCGUGCUUUUGGCGAUGUGAAGUUCAAGUGGGGUAUUGAACUUCAAAAGCGUGUGUUGGAGUCCGGCCCUGAUCAGCUCCACGAAAACGAACACACCAAGUUCAUACCACCCAACUAUCACACACCACCCUACCUGACGGCGGAGCCCGAGAUCACGUACCACAAACUAAGGCCACAGGAUCGAUUUUUGGUGAUUGGCUCUGAUGGCCUCUGGGAAACGCUCCAUCGACAGGAAGUGGUUCGUAUCGUGGGGGAGUAUCUGACCGGAGUACAUCAGCGUCAGCCACUUAAAGUCGGGGGCUACAGGGUCACCUUGGGACAGAUGCAGGGGCUCCUGGAGGAGAGGAAGGCUCGUUUGUCCUCGGCUUUCGAGGACCAGAAUGUGGCGACACACCUGAUGCGUCACGCAGUGGGAAACAACGAGUUUGGUACGGUGGAUCAUGAGAGGCUGUCCAAAAUGCUGUCUCUGCCUGAGGAGCUGGCGCGCAUGUACCGCGAUGACAUCACCAUUAUCGUCGCCCAGUUCAACCCCCACGUGUUUGGAACACAGAGACCAAAUGAAGGUUCCUGAGCCGACGUCAUGAUGACGGGGACACAGGCUUGUGUAAAUAUUUACUGCAGUUUCACACAUAAGCACACACUCUGCGGACAAACAGGUUGUACUGAGUUCACACGUACAACUUUGUUUUAAACUCUAUGGAUGUACAGAAUUUGUAUGUUUUUAUUUAGCGUUGCCCAGGAAAAGGACUGAAGUUUCCAACGUUGCCUUAUUUAUGACAAUAUUCUCUGUUAAUCUGUUUCUUUACAGGUUGGUGAGAUGCUGUUACAAAGUGAUUUCUGUUGCUGUUCUGUUGAUGUUACAACAUCUAAUUUCUGUGACUGAAAUUCCACUGAAAGUGGGUAAAAGUUAUUUUUCUUUCUUUCUUUCUGUCUUCCAAAAUCCAUUCCCCUGUUUUUGGCCUGCAGCCUCGGUGGUCUCUGAAGGACUGACCACCAGUGUUGCAUCGCCACCAUGGUGGUAGUUGGUACUGCAGGGUAAAGUCAUCUGCAUUUCAGGCUGUUCACCAAAUAACACGGCCAGUAGCUGUGACACCUUUUGACAAUCUCUAGCUGACAAGUGAACCCAACAGAUGAACCGAACCUGCACAACAAUCAACCUCUUACCAUAAACACACUACUUUUACUGUGAGUUUGGCAUUUGAAUUUUUAAAACCUUAAAAGAGUGUUUUCAGAGAAAAGCAGUUGAUAAUUCAGUUUUAGAAAAAGCCCCCAAAAUUUUAACUUUUAUCAUAUUCUUUUGAAGAGCUUUCCAAAGUUUUCCAUCAUUGUUUCAUGUUUGUUGUCUUUUUCAUUUUUUACACGUUCAAGUGCGAUUCACUUGACAUUAAGACUGGAGGUAGUAUCAACAUAUAUAACAUAUGUUUGUCCUAGAGCAAAAGGAUGAAUAAAAACAAAAUACUGCAUUAUUUUUAUUAAGAUUAGAGUCCAAACAGUGAUUGUAGACAAAGAAUAUUGUUUUUCUGUUACACAGACUCACCUUCUCAGCGUUUUCUCAAAUGUUUCAGUUUUUUUCCCCAAGUGCUUGAGAAGGAAUGAGGAUCAGUCUUCUACAGCUCGCCUUAGGACCAGGUUACAACCUGUAACCAUGGAGCAAAAAUAGACAGUGUGUCAUUUUUAAAGGGUCACCAGCCACACGAAGGUUAAAACCUCAGAGCUGGAUGUUGACUGUAUAUUAAAAAUAAUAAGAAUUAACUCUAAACAGAAAUAUUCCCAAUUUUUUUUGUUACGCCAUUACUUGUUGACAUUAGACUACACUUUACUUCAACAGUUAAUGGUGCUUUAACUGAUUGAGGAUGUAAUAGUGUGAUGUUCCCACCAGUUUGGAGCAGACGAACACGCUGACCUUUUCCACCAUCCAACUCGGCUCAGUGUUUAUGAGGGAGGUAAAAAUACAGCGUGUUCUUUACCAAGCUUAGGUGUCUUUAAAUGAAUCGUGUUUUUCUGAAAGGUCGUCAUCAAUUUGGACAACAGUAACUCAAAGUUAUUAAUAAUGGUGACGGUACACAAUGAGAUACUUACCUGUGAACAACACUGACCCUUGUGUACUCAGGCAGAAGUACAGCUAUUGGAAUAUUGUGAGACCUUAUAAGUUAUUUAUUUUGCUUUAAUGUGUCACAUGUGUAUAUCUGGACAUGUAUAAAAUGUAACUGAUCUGAAUUAUGUUUUAUAUGUUGAGAGGCUUUAAUAAAACCCCGGAGAACUACCA
Molecule: messenger RNA, 3461 nt
Organism: Cynoglossus semilaevis (tongue sole)
Lineage: Eukaryota; Metazoa; Chordata; Actinopteri; Pleuronectiformes; Cynoglossidae
Gene: pdp1
Product: pyruvate dehydrogenase phosphatase catalytic subunit 1
Exons: 9
Coding region: 207-1766 (519 amino acids)
Biological process (GO): protein dephosphorylation
Cellular component (GO): mitochondrion
Molecular function (GO): cation binding; [pyruvate dehydrogenase (acetyl-transferring)]-phosphatase activity
Source: RefSeq, a predicted model, not a curated record